AUGGCGCCACUUGUGCUGAAAAUUAAAGGUAACAAAACCUUUACACCUUUUUCGACACUUACUUCUGAAGAUGAUCUUUCAAAGACUUGGAAAGUUUGUUCCAAAGUUAAGGAUUCACUUGAAAACGGGUCUCGAUUAGAGAAUCUAUCUUGGCGAUUAUGGUUUCGACAUCAUCUACUAAAAGAAAAAACAAAUAAUAAAAAUGUUUUUAGAAAACUGUCUAUUAGAACUGCAAGAAGAUUAAGUAGUAAUUGUAAACUACUUCCUUUAAAAGAUUUACCUGUUAAAGUUGAAAGUAUGACAGAUGAAGAUACUGAUCUCCCUCAGCAACAAUUCCAGCAGCCACAGUUAUUGUUGCAACAACAACAGCAACAACAACAACAACAGCUACAAGAAAUUCAACAGGGUAUCGUUAUUCCUGUAGAUAAUAGUCAAACUAUGAUAGACAAUACAUCUUUAUUUACUAAUAAUCAUCCAACUACUUUUACAUUACCUCAAUAUACUUCCAGUCAAACAAAUGGCGGUGAUAUUGUUGAACUUGAUGAUAUUUUUAAUGCUUUUAAUAAUGGAUUUAAUAUUCCAAAUACAGCAAUGGAUAUGGCUGAUGGUUGGGACUUUGGUUAUCCUUCACCUUCAAAUCCGUACUAUUCUCCACCUCCUUUAGGUUAUCAACAAACCCAGCAGCAACAGCAGCAACAACAGCAACAGCAACAGCAGCAGCAACAACAACAACAACAACAACAGCAGCAGCAGCAGCAGCAAUUUACAACAGUAACAACAACAACAACAACAACUAAUAAUAAUAAUAAUACUCCUAGUCCGCAUCUAUUAGGUACAUUUGAUAAUAAUUUAGCACAGCAACAAAUAUCGUCUAUACCCUCUCAUCCUACUGAAAGUGAUGCUAUGUAUGUUUCUGGUGCAUCUAUGCCUCCACCUCCUGAAGCUACUUUACGUAAUAAACUAUUAGGAAAUAUGCAAAUGCGAUUCAAUAGUUCAAAUCAAAGAUUGAACAGUAAUGGUCAGCAUCAUCAAACACCUCCUAUGUCUGCUUCUUCUAGUACCUCUACUAUCACAUCUGUAAAUAAUAUGCAACCACUUAACAUUUCUAUGAAUGAAAAUCCAAGCAUAUUUACUACAAAUACAGAUAAUCAUCUUCAACAAAGAAGAUUCUCUGCCUCUGCACCUAAUUCACCUCCUCCUAAUUCUUCUUAUGAUACAAAUAAUAAGAUUCGAAGGACAGUGGCAUUAAGUACUACUUCUUGUAUGCCGAAUAGUUUAGUAGAAAAUCAAUCAAAACCUAUUUGUACAAAUUGUGGUGCUACUAGUACUCCACUUUGGAGAAGAUCUGCAGAUGAUGAAUUACUGUGCAAUGCUUGUGGUUUAUAUCAAAAAUUACAUAAUGCACCUAGACCUAAAACAUUAAAACCACAUAAUGCAAGAAAAGAAGCAAGAGACGAUGAAGCAUCUCAGUUAGUUUGUUCUAACUGUUCAACAACAACUACACCUUUAUGGAGAAGAGAUGAUGAAGGAGCACCUUUAUGUAAUGCUUGUGGUUUAUACUUGAAAUUACAUCAUGAACGUCGACCGUUAUCCAUGAAGACAGACAUUAUUAAAAAGAGACAAAGAUACGAAAGUAAUACGAAUACAAAUAAUGCAGGAGGUAGAAAGAAUAGUAAGAAAACAAAGACAGACACAACUGCAAAUUCAUCUCCAGGAUCACAGCAAGAUGAAACCUUAUCUUCUUCACCUUUUCAUCAACAGCCUUUAUUUGUGAAUACAAUGCCAUAUAAUUAUUCAUUAUCAGCUACGUCACCAUUUCCUAUUAACACACCUAAUACACCACAACAAGGAGGAUACCAACAACAGCAACAGCAACAACAACAACAAGCAUUUAAUAAUAAUAAUACUAAUACUAAUACUAAUCCAUCUACAAUGAAUGAAAUGUUGUCAAAUAGUUUUUUUUAA
Messenger RNA from Cokeromyces recurvatus, 1965 nucleotides. RefSeq lists its product as uncharacterized. The record is from RefSeq and is a predicted model, not a curated record. The coding region runs from base 1 to 1965 and encodes 654 amino acids. NCBI's taxonomy places the organism in Eukaryota, Fungi, Mucoromycota, Mucoromycetes, Mucorales, Mucoraceae. The transcript has 4 exons. Gene Ontology annotation, molecular function: DNA-binding transcription factor activity, RNA polymerase II-specific; RNA polymerase II cis-regulatory region sequence-specific DNA binding; zinc ion binding. Gene Ontology annotation, biological process: positive regulation of transcription by RNA polymerase II; negative regulation of transcription by RNA polymerase II.